This is a messenger RNA of Exophiala bonariae, 1224 nucleotides long. RefSeq lists its product as uncharacterized. The coding region runs from base 1 to 1224 and encodes 407 amino acids. Lineage: Eukaryota; Fungi; Ascomycota; Eurotiomycetes; Chaetothyriales; Herpotrichiellaceae. The record is from RefSeq and is a predicted model, not a curated record. The transcript has a single exon.
AUGCGAGACAACCGGGGGCCUCCGCUAGAACCAACUCCAGAUGAGCUACAGCGCAUAAAGCAGAAACAGCAAAGGAAGCGUCGUCGAGAGCGGGGACGCUUAGAAGCAAAGGGACGCAGGGCCGCGCAAACUUACAACCAUGUCCUAGAUUCGACUCUGGAACACAGCAGCAGCGAGGAGAACGAGGAAGAUAUCGAGCAGUCCAAGUUGGUCAGACCUGCAGAUCCUAAGCUCCACGCACUGACCAGAAGCUUCUUCAAUACUUUCCAAGGCUUAAACGUGGAGGAGAGUGUCUGUGGUUUGAACGUCGCCGGUAUGAUUGAUCACAAAGAAGGCGAGCACAAGGGCCAUUACAGCAUUCUAUACACCUUGCCCGGUAAGAUUGGCGUUCAGACUCGCGAUCGGCCCGCAGAACACCUGAUGCUUCGUGCACCUGUGACGCUGCAGUCACUUCUUGGUCAAAAACGGGAGAAAGGCAUCCGAUCUACGCUCGGGGCGCGUUUCGAUCUGGCUAGAAAGCUAGUGCGUGCCGUCUGCCUGCUUCUUUCCAGUGGCUGGUUACACAAGAACAUUCGCGCAGAUUCCGUGAUUUUCUUUCCAGAGCAUGUGAAUACACUCCAGGAGGAUCGAUAUGAGAGUAGUAUUGAGAUCGAUGUCUCGAAACCUAUUCUAAUGGGCUACAUCUUUUCACGGCCAGACGACGUCAUCACCCGGAUGGAUCUCGCUGCCACCUCACAAGAAUUGAGACCCGACAUAACAGCAAGACACACUGAGCAUACCAAUUUGUGGAUUGAGGGACCUAAGCCGGGCCAUCCCCGGUUUGACUCCAUAUACGGCCGUGACAUGCUACGAAAGAAUGAUGUGCCAGAGCAACCGACAGAGACAUACCUCAGUGGUUUCAAGCUUGACUACUAUCAGCAUCCCGCAAAGCACGCAAAUCCAAAGCGCCUGUAUCGUCACGCGUAUGAUUUAUACUCGCUCGGCAUUGUUCUACUUGAAGUCGGGCCAUGGCGUGGACUGCGAAACUACGAUGCUGGCGGUAGUAGCGUAGAGGAUCAUUAUGACCGAAGACGAUGGAUUUGUCGACAGUUUAUUGAUGAACUGAGAUGGGAAUGUGGAGAGACUUACGCUGAUGUCGUGCUCAGUUGUCUCAUGAUUGGUAGCAGUGAUGACGAAGUGGGAAAGGCCGAGCGAGAGGGAACUUUGUGCGAGAAUCUUGGCUGA